AUGUCACCAAGCCAGAAGAUUACGGAGUCAGAUCCAGUGGACUCAACAUUAAAUGCACCAGAACCUGAGCACUGUCCAGGUCCAGCAUCUGAACAAGCAGGUAAAGAUGAUGCAUGUAAAGGUUGUGCAAAUCAAGAAAUAUGUUCUACUCAAAUUCCAAAAGGUCCUGAUCCAGACCUACCAUUAAUUUAUAAAAGAUUAUCAAAUAUUCAACACAAAAUACUAAUACUAUCGGGAAAGGGUGGAGUUGGAAAAUCGACAUUUACAUCCAUGUUAGCAUGGGCAAUAGCAGCAGAUGAAAAUUUAGAAGUAGGUGCGAUGGAUUUAGAUAUAUGUGGUCCUUCACUACCGAGAAUGUUAGGUGCUGGAGAAAAUGAAAAUAUUCAUCAAUCAAAUAGUGGAUGGAGUCCUGUUUACGUGGCUGAUAAUUUAGGUUUAAUGAGUAUUUCAUUCAUGUUACCAGAUACUGAUCUGGCAAUCAUUUGGAGAGGUGGUAAAAAAAAUGGGUUAAUAAAGCAAUUUUUGAAAGACGUUGAUUGGGGCGAUCAUUUAGAUUAUUUGUUAGUUGACACUCCUCCCGGAACUAGUGAUGAACAUUUAUCAGUCACAUCAUUAAUGAAAGAGGUGGGUAUUGAUGGUGCACUUAUAGUUACAACCCCACAAGAAGUUGCAUUAUUGGAUGUCAGGAAAGAGAUUGAUUUUUGUAGAAAAGCUAAGAUAAAGAUUUUGGGAUUAGUUGAAAAUAUGAGUGGGUUUGUAUGUCCAAGUUGUCAUGGAGAAAGCCAAAUAUUUAAAGCAACAACUGGAGGUGGAGAACAAUUAUGUAAAGAAUUAGGAAUCAAUUUUUUGGGUUCUGUACCCUUAGAUCCUAGAAUCGGUAAAGCUUGUGAUUCAGGAGAGUCAUUUUUUGAAUCAAAUCCUGAUUCUCCAGCAUCUACUGCAAUAUUGGAUGUUGUCGACAGUUUGAGGGAUGAGGUAGAAUUGAAUAUGAAAGGGUUAAAAAUAAAUUAA
This is a messenger RNA of Lodderomyces pseudojiufengensis, 1011 nucleotides long. RefSeq names its product Mrp/NBP35 family ATP-binding protein. Gene Ontology annotation, molecular function: ATP binding; ATP-dependent FeS chaperone activity; 4 iron, 4 sulfur cluster binding. The record is from RefSeq and is a predicted model, not a curated record. The transcript has a single exon. The coding region runs from base 1 to 1011 and encodes 336 amino acids. Gene Ontology annotation, cellular component: cytosol. Gene Ontology annotation, biological process: iron-sulfur cluster assembly. NCBI's taxonomy places the organism in Eukaryota, Fungi, Ascomycota, Pichiomycetes, Serinales, Debaryomycetaceae.